AUGGCUACUGAUAAUUUAACAUGGCACGAAGGAUCAGUUUCAUCUGAAGAACGAGAGAAAUUAUUAGGACAAAAAGGCUUUACAAUUUGGUUAACAGGAUUAUCUGCAUCAGGUAAAUCUACUAUAGCAUGUGCAUUAGAACAACACUUGUUACAUUUGGGAUUAGCAAGUUAUCGACUUGAUGGAGAUAAUAUCAGAUUAGGAUUAAACAAAGGUUUGGGAUUUGGACCUAAAGAUCGCGAGGAAAACAUUCGUAGAAUAGCUGAGGUAGCAAAGUUGUUUGCAGAUUCUACAACUAUUGCUAUUACUUCAUUUAUAUCACCUUAUAGAAAUGAUCGUGAUGCUGCUAGAAAAUUACAUGAUGAAUCAGGAAUUCCUUUUAUUGAAGUUUUCGUUGAUGCAUCUAUUGAAAUUGUUGAACAACGAGAUCCAAAAGGAUUAUAUAAAAAGGCAAGAGCCGGUGAUAUAAAAGAAUUUACCGGUAUUUCUGCUCCUUAUGAAAUACCAUUAUCACCUGAAAUUCAUAUUAAUACAGAUAAACUUGGAAUUGCUGAAAGUACUAUUGUUGAUUAUUUAACUGAUAAAGAAUAUUUAAAUCUAAAAAAAAAGUAA
This is a messenger RNA of Entrophospora sp. SA101, 612 nucleotides long. Lineage: Eukaryota; Fungi; Glomeromycota; Glomeromycetes; Entrophosporales; Entrophosporaceae. The record is from the annotation of a GenBank genome assembly.